This is a messenger RNA of Thlaspi arvense, 807 nucleotides long. NCBI's taxonomy places the organism in Eukaryota, Viridiplantae, Streptophyta, Magnoliopsida, Brassicales, Brassicaceae. The record is from the annotation of a GenBank genome assembly.
AUGAUCCCUAGAGAGGGUAGCCAUUUCUUCCUUCCCAACUUCUUUUCCUCUCUCCUAUCUUUCACGCUGUUCUACAUCAUUGCCUUAACCAGAAGGAAGAUUUUCUGUGCAAAGGAAUACUUUGAGAAAGCUGCUGAGAAUGACGAAGCUGGUGGACAUUAUAAUUUGGGAGUCAUGUAUCUCAAAGGCAUUGGGGUGAAGAGGGAUGUACAGUUAGCACGCAAAUAUUUUAUAGAGGCUUUUAAUGCAGGUCAACCUAAGGCAUUUUAUCAGCUCGGCAAGAUGUUUCAUACAGGUGUUGGACUCAAGAAGAACCUUUUUAUGGCAACUGUGUUGUACAAAUUAGUUGCUGAACGGGGACCAUGGAGCUCAUUAUCUCGAUGGGCAUUAGAGUCAUACUUGAAAGGUAAUGUGGGCAAGGCAUCCUUCUUAUACUCAAGGAUGGCUGAAUUAGGCUAUGAGGUCGCACAAAGUAAUGCUGCAUGGAUUCUUGAUAAAUAUCGGGAACGUAGUAUGUGCAUGGGAGAAUCAGGCUUCUGCACUGAUGCAGAAAGGCAUCAGCGGGCACAUUCUUUGUGGUGGCAAGCUUCUGAGCAGGGUAAUGAACAUGCUGCUUUGCUAAUUGGGGAUGCAUAUUAUUAUGGCCGGGGUACUGAGAUAGACUAUGAUCGUGCUGCAGAAGCUUACAUGCAUGCUAAAUCCCAGUCUAAUGCACAAGCCAUGUUCAACCUGGGUACAUGCAUGAACAUGGUCAAGGACUUCCAUUUGACCUUCAUCUUGCCAAGCGAUACUAUGAUCAGGCAUUAG